AUGGAGUUUAAUUCUUUUGAAGAAGUAAUGACUUAUUACAAGCAGUAUGCUAAGAAUAUUGGGUUUGGGGUGACGACAAGAAGGACUGAGAAGGGAGAUGAUGGGACUGUCAGAUAUGCCACCCUCGGCUGUGCCCGUGGUGGGAAAGCCCGUAAUAGGACGUUGAAUGUUGCCAGGCCACGGCCGAUAGGAAAAACGGAGUGUAAGUCAAAGAUUAAUGUCUUAAAGGUAGAUGGAAAGUAUCAGUUGACAACAGUUAAUAACAUUCAUAACCACGGCCUCAGUCCAAAAAAAUCCCGUUUCUUUCAAUGUAACAGAGAAGUUAGUGACUCUGUAAAAAGAGUCUUAGAUACAAAUGAUCUAGCUGGAAUCCGAAUGAAUAAGAGUUUUGGAUCUCUUGUCGUUGGCGCGGGAGGUUUCGAAAACCUACCGUUUUUGGAAAAGGAUUAUCGGAAUUACAUCGAUAAGGCUAGACAUUUACGACUUGGCGCUGGUGGUGCUGGAGCCCUUCGAGAAUAUUUUUUACGGAUGCAAUACAAGAAUCCUGGGUUCUUUGCGUCGAUGGAUUUAGAUGACGACGGGAGGUUAAAGAAUGUCUUUUGGGCAGACCCCCGUAGUAGGGCAGCCUAUGAAGAUUUCGGUGAUGUGGUUACAUUCGACACCACAAAUCUGACGAAUAGAUAUGGGAUGCCAUUCGCACCAUUUGUUGGUGUAAACCACCACGGCCAGUCAAUUCUUUUGGGAGCAGGAUUGAUAUCCUGUGAGGAUACGGCAACGUUUGUGUGGUUAUUCAAGACCUGGUUACAGUGUACGGAUGGUAUAGCUCCUAGAGCUAUUAUCACAGAUCAGGACAGAGCAAUGAAGAAUGCUAUUGCUAUUGUCUUUCCACAGAGUCGACAUCGAUUUUGUUUGUGGCAUAUACUCAAAAAAGUCCCUGAAAAGCUUUCUUCCUAUUCUGCCUACAAAAGUGGGAUGAAAAAUGCUUUGAUGAAAUGCGUGUAUGACACCCAAAAUGUUGAAGAGUUUGAAAGUUCUUGGGAGCAAUUAAUCAGCACUUACAAGUUGGAGGAGAAUGCUUGGUUGAAAAGUUCAUACACUGAGCUCAAGCAUUGGGUACCGGCAUUCUUAAAAGAUUCUUUUUGGGCGGGGAUGAGUACAACGCAGCGAAGCGAGAGCAUGAAUGCUUUUUUUGAUGGUUAUGUUCACGCGAAGACAAACUUGAAAGAGUUUGUCGACCAGUUUGACAAUGCAUUGAAGAAGAAAAUUGAAAAUGAAAAUAACGCUGACUUUCACUCAUUUAGCAGAGAUGGUGGUGUCAAGACGUAUCUUAUAGAGGAUGAAGUUCAUGUGGAAGACUUCACUAAGCUAGUUACAUUUUCAGUGGACUUUAGUGAUGUGGAAACAGCUGGAAAGUGUUCGUGUGGGCUAUUUGAGAUGAGGGGAAUACUGUGCAGGCAUAUUUUGGUUGUUUUUAAAUGUAAUGGUAUAAAAGUUUUGCCAAAUCAGUAUAUUUUAGACAGAUGGAGGAAGGACAUUAAGAGGAGGUACACGUUAAUCGACAGCAGCUAUGCCGAAGGGGCUCAGCGAGCAGAUGCUAACAGAUAUUCUACUCUAUUGAAUAUAUGUUAUAAGAUGAUUACUCACGCUGCGGGUUCAAAGAAACAUACAGAGGAUGCAACACAGAAGUUGUAUUCAAUGAUUGAGUUAUAUAGUGAGAACCAAGAACCUCCAUCAAGAACAUGCACGGGUUCCAAUAACCCUCCGUCGAUACCGAAUGCAACUACAUGUGCGGGUUCAGAUAAAGUACUCAGUCCGCUGGUAGUAAGAGGGAAAGGCAGACCACCAUCUCUAAGGAGAGCAUCGACCAUGGAAAAAGAGAUAAGGAAAGUUAAGGCGAAGGCCAAGAAUGCAACAGUCAAGGGAAAACGUAAACAAAGAGAUGAAGGAGAUACACCAUUGCCGGACACUUGCAGAAAUUUAUUUGGCCCGUCAGAUAAAGAUAUUUGUGAUGUUGGAUUGUCGCAGCUUGUUGAAGACAGCUCAAUUCUUGAAAAAUGUCGAACCCAGCGCCAAGAAUCAAUGAUCGGCAAUCAAGAAAUGAUGUUCUUUGGGUUGGAUGAAUCACAACCGGUGGAUGAUACUGAUUCAUGA
Carya illinoinensis is the source of this 2151-nucleotide messenger RNA. Its product is annotated as protein FAR1-RELATED SEQUENCE 5-like. Lineage: Eukaryota; Viridiplantae; Streptophyta; Magnoliopsida; Fagales; Juglandaceae. The transcript has 6 exons. The coding region runs from base 1 to 2151 and encodes 716 amino acids. The record is from RefSeq and is a predicted model, not a curated record. Gene Ontology annotation, molecular function: zinc ion binding.